Staurois parvus is the source of this 317-nucleotide messenger RNA. The record is from the annotation of a GenBank genome assembly. NCBI's taxonomy places the organism in Eukaryota, Metazoa, Chordata, Amphibia, Anura, Ranidae.
AUCGGCUCCAUCAUGUGAUCAGCUGUGUCCAAUCACAGUUGAUCACAUGGGACAUGUACACUGAUCAUCAGGGCACUGAUGAUCAGUGUGCCCUGAUGAUCAGUGUGGCCCCAGAAGUGCCACCUGUCAGUGCUCAUCAGUGCCAGUGCCCAUCAGUGCCACGUGCUAGUGCCCAUCAGUGCCACAUCAAUGCCACAUAUCAGUGCCCAUCUGAGCUGCCUUUCAAUGUCACCCAUCAAUGCCAAUCAGUGCCACCUAUCAGUGCUGCCAAUCAGUGCCAGUCAGUGCUGCCAGUGCCGCCUGUCAGUGCCAGUCAG